AUGAAGGCGGAUCUAGGGGCGGAGGCAAAUCUGGGGGCACCAGGGAUGAGAUAUGUGGUUAAGAUGAGGGAAGACGUCGGGGAGAGAGAGAGAGAGAGAGAGAGAGGCAGACAGGCAGAGAAAGAGAGAGUGGGGCAAUUUUUUAGCGGAUUAGGGUUGGGAUCAAAUUGGCAGCAGAGAGAUAUUAGGAGCAAGGCGAGAGACGUCUAUGAAUUGAGCCAUAAUGAUAACAUGGCAAGGAAAAUUGCCGCCCUCAACAAGAAGAUGGAUCCUAUGAUGUCCAAGAACGUCACUCCUAAACCGGUUGAGAACAACAAAUUACAAGAUGCAUUUUAG
This is a messenger RNA of Prunus armeniaca (apricot), 336 nucleotides long. Lineage: Eukaryota; Viridiplantae; Streptophyta; Magnoliopsida; Rosales; Rosaceae. The record is from the annotation of a GenBank genome assembly.